This is a messenger RNA of Malania oleifera, 917 nucleotides long. Its product is annotated as large ribosomal subunit protein uL13w-like. The record is from RefSeq and is a predicted model, not a curated record. Bases 56 to 748 code for a protein of 230 amino acids. Gene Ontology annotation, cellular component: ribosome; cytosolic large ribosomal subunit. Gene Ontology annotation, molecular function: mRNA binding; structural constituent of ribosome. Lineage: Eukaryota; Viridiplantae; Streptophyta; Magnoliopsida; Santalales; Ximeniaceae. The transcript has 4 exons. Gene Ontology annotation, biological process: negative regulation of translation; translation.
AACUGAUAAUGUCUAAGGGUAAAAUCAACCGUAUGCCAAACCUACAAGAGUGAGCAUGGUUCUGAACCUGAAAACCCUAGAGCCAGGGAGAGAGACAGAGCGAGCGAGAGAGGCAGAGAGAGCGAGAAUGGUGUCCGGAUCCGGAGUUUGCGCGCGCCAGGUGGUGGUUGAUGCACGCCACCACAUGUUGGGGCGGCUGUCGUCGAUUGUCGCGAAGGAGCUGCUCAACGGCCAGAAAGUGGUGGUUGUGCGGUGCGAGGAAAUUUGUCUCUCAGGUGGCCUUGUGCGUCAGAAGAUGAAGUAUCUCCGUUUCCUUCGCAAGCGCAUGAACACCAAACCCUCUCAUGGUCCCAUCCACUUCCGUGCUCCGGCCAAGAUCCUUUGGCGCACCAUCCGCGGGAUGAUUCCGCAUAAGACGAAGCGUGGAGCUGCAGCGUUGGCGAGGUUGAAGGCGUACGAAGGGGUUCCUCCGCCUUACGAUAAGAAGAAGAGGAUGGUCAUUCCCGAUGCUCUCAAGGUUUUGAGGCUUCAAGCUGGGCACAAGUACUGCUUGUUGGGACAACUUUCAAAGGAGGUUGGAUGGAACCAUUAUGACAUUAUCAGGGAACUGGAGGAGAAGAGAAAAGAGAGGGCACAGGUGGCAUAUCAGAGGAAGAAGCAGCUCGCAAAACUCAGGGUCAAGGCCGAGAAAACAGCAGAGGAGAAGCUUGGAUCCCAGUUGGAUAUAUUGGCUCCUGUGAAAUACUGAAGUGUUUUAUGGUUACAUUGAUAUUUUGCUUCUGUUGACUCGGUUUUCUCCAGUGCUUUUGCGAUUUUAGAGAAGUAAAACUAUGAUGAGUUUAGGAGUGGUCAUUUUGUUUUUUUUAUAUUUCAGUGUAGCAUGAUUCUUCUAUAAAUUAGACUUUCUGUUGGCUAAA